ACCGACCCGUGCACUCGCCGCGAGAGGUUCCCAUCGCGCGAACGCCGCAGCACGGCCGCAGAGCAGGCUCGGGUGAUGUGAAGCCGCGAUUGGACGGGGGAAAUUCAGUCGCGCCAAAAUUUCCGACAGACCGACGGAGAGUGAGUGCCUUCUGCGGCCGCUUCCAGCAUGUCUAGCACAACGAUAGGCGUCCACAUACGCAGGGCCCAGCCGACAGACUGCGACGCCCUCAGGAGACUGAUGAAAGGCGCUGAGGAGUUCAACUUCAAGGACGAUGCAGCCGCAAUGGCAGAUCUCAAGGAAAAUGCCUUUGGAGAGUGGCCUCUGGUGAAUAUCCUGGUGGCCGAGGACAGUAGCGGAGGCAUUGCCGUGCCAUGCCCUCCACUGUGCGCCAGCCUGAUGCCGUCGCACCCGCUGAUCGGUUGUGCGCUGUACAGCCUCGUCUUCAGCACCUGGGGAGGCCGCAGCAUGGUCCUCGAUGGCUUGCACGUGGCACCCGCGUACCGAGGCAAGGGUGUCGGCUCGGCACUCCUCCGGGCUGUCUUCAAGGAAGCCGCUCAGAACAAGUGCAACGGGCUCACCUGUCACGCGCUGACCAAGAGCGACGCCUUCAUCAACCUGAUGCGUAGGCACGGCGGCAUGGACCAGGAGCGGGAGAAAGGGUGGCACCUCUUCGAGAUGGACGGCCGCGCCGUCACACUGCUCACCAAGGAGCAGCCGUGGGCGCCGCCCAAAGCCGGCGCCAGCACGAGCAAGCAGUCGUGACCGCAGUGCACGCCUGUCUCGCCCGGCGCGCUUUCUGCUGUUCUGUCGCGGCUCGCGAAAGCGCACCAGACACAAGUUCGCCUGCGGCGCGCUAUGUCCGCAUGGACGGCGCCUAGGUGGCCGGAUGGCGAUCGCAGGCUGCCGAAAGGAGGCAGCCGAAGACUUCCGAAAGGCUGCAGCGUUUGCCGACCGCCUGUUACCCCGUUUGCAUUCGAUGUCGAAAUUUGAAACUGCACGAGCGCGGCUUAGAAAAAUCGGAAGGAAGUGAAACGGAUAGGGAAUAAUAAAGAGGGAUCCUGCGAAAACUAAUAGUUCGCUUGAGGCUGCGAACAGCGGCACGUUUCAUGUCAUUUUGGCCAACAUAUAAACGAGACGGUUUAUUUAUAAAUAGCGAUGCAAAGAGUAUAAAUUUAAAAUUUCGCCAGCAUGUUACACUCCUGCAAUACGUGAAGGCGAAAGCCUGCUGUACACUUGGUAACGCAUUAAGUUAUAUGAUCGGAAGGGUCAGACUUCCUGCAAGACGUAACGAGCCGCAGUGUGAAGUAGUACACGUGUGGCAAGCGGAUGUCUGCGCGAGCUUCGUCUCCUUUGUGCGUUGCCGUCUCGCAGCGUCGUGUUGCUGCUUUCGCAGUUCGGCUUCGUAUCGUUUUCGAUACUUGGCUACGGCUUCGCGCGGGGUCAGAGUCGCGCCAACGACGUUUCUCUUCGACUUUACGUUGCGUCCUCUCAGCAGGGGAAGCACCACUCGCGGUCAAACGCCUUGCGCGCGCUGCUUCGCACGUCGCACCUCGUUUCCCGUUUGGCGAGCAUCCUCGGCCGAAGCGUACUUCCGAGGAGGGUAUGCAAUGCAUCGUCGAUGGUUCGGAU
This is a messenger RNA of Dermacentor andersoni, 1632 nucleotides long. RefSeq names its product thialysine N-epsilon-acetyltransferase-like. Gene Ontology annotation, molecular function: N-acetyltransferase activity. Lineage: Eukaryota; Metazoa; Arthropoda; Arachnida; Ixodida; Ixodidae. The record is from RefSeq and is a predicted model, not a curated record.